This is a messenger RNA of Procambarus clarkii (red swamp crayfish), 1161 nucleotides long. The record is from RefSeq and is a predicted model, not a curated record. Lineage: Eukaryota; Metazoa; Arthropoda; Malacostraca; Decapoda; Cambaridae.
AUGGGUACAGAGCUCAAGGACUGUGUCCAUGGGUACAGAGCUCAAGGACUGUGUCCAUGGAUACAGAUCUCAAGGACUGUGCCCAUGGAUACAGAUCUCCAGGACUGCGCCCGUGGAUACAGAUCUCAAGGACUGUGCCCAUGGGUACAGAGCUCAAGGACUGUGCCCAUGGAUACAGAGCUCAAGGACUGUGUCCAUGGAUACAGAGCUCAAGGACUGCGUCCAUGGAUACAGAGCUCAAGGAGUGUGCCCAUGGGUACAGAGCUCAAGGAGUGUGUCCAUGGAUACAGAGCUCAAGGACUGCGCCCAUGGGUACAGAGCUCAAGGACUGUGUCCAUGGAUACAGAGCUCAAGGACUGCGCCCAUGGGUACAGAGCUCAAGGACUGUGUCCAUGGAUACAGAGCUCAAGGACUGCACCCAUGGUACAGAGCUCAAGGACUGCGCCCAUGGGUACAGAGCUCAAGGACUGCGCCCAUGGAUACAGAGCUCAAGGACUGUGCCCAUGGGUACAGAGCUCAAGGACUGCGCCCAUGGGUACAGAGCUCAAGGACUGCGCCCAUGGGUACAGAGCUCAAGGACUGCGCCCAUGGGUACAGAGCUCAAGGACUGCACCCAUGGGUACAGAGCUCAAGGACUGCGCCCAUGGGUACAGAGCUCAAGGACUGCGCCCAUGGGUACAGAGCUCAAGGACUGCGCCCAUGGGUACAGAGCUCAAGGACUGUGUUCAUGGAUACAGAGCUCAAGGACUGCGCCCAUGGGUACAGAGCUCAAGGAGUGUGUCCAUGGAUACAGAGCUCAAGGACUGCGCCCAUGGGUACAGAGCUCAAGGACUGUGUCCAUGGAUACAGAGCUCAAGGACUGCGCCCAUGGGUACAGAGCUCAAGGACUGCGCCCAUGGAUACAGAGCUCAAGGACUGCGCCCAUGGGUACAGAGCUCAAGGACUGCGCCCAUGGGUACAGAGCUCAAGGACUGCGCCCAUGGGUACAGAGCUCAAGGACUGCGCCCAUGGGUACAGAGCUCAAGGACUGCGCCCAUGGGUACAGAGCUCAAGGACUGCGCCCAUGGGUACAGAGCUCAAGGACUGCGCCCAUGGGUACAGAUCUCAAGGACUGCGCCCAUGGGUACAAAGCUUUUCAUUAUGCUCAAACUUGGAAAUUGA